UGGAGCCGCAGCUCCUCCCUCUUGCAGAGCGAAGCAGGACCUCCAUUCAAACCUCCAAACUCAGGGGGAUGCAAGUGUAACUCCGCCGCCCUGCUAGAGCCGCACAGAGACUGCAGAGAGCGUGGAGAACCGGCUUUGUGUCGCAGCGCUGCAGCUACGCGAGAAAGUGGAGGGGGAGGAUAACUAGUGAUUGUGGCCGCGAUACUCACAAGUGGUUGCUACCAGCGAGCUGCUCCAACUGACUGACUGCAAAUAUGGCGAGCGCCUCAUACCACAUCUCUAAUCUCCUGGAAAAAAUGACUUCCAGCGAUAAGGAUUUCAGGUUCAUGGCCACAAAUGACUUGAUGUCAGAACUGCAGAAAGAUUCCAUCAAGCUGGAUGACGACAGUGAGCGGAAAGUGGUCAAGAUGAUCCUCAAACUUCUGGAAGACAAAAAUGGCGAAGUUCAGAACCUGGCUGUUAAAUGUUUGGGACCACUUGUUAGCAAAGUCAAGGAGUAUCAAGUUGAAACAAUUGUCGACACGCUGUGCACGAACAUGCUGUCAGAUAAAGAGCAGCUUCGAGAUAUUUCUAGCAUCGGUCUGAAGACAGUGAUCGGGGAGCUCCCACCAGCAUCCAGCGGCUCUGCCCUUGCUGCCAGCGUGUGCAAAAAGAUCACAGGCCGCCUCACGAGUGCUAUUGCCAAGCAGGAGGACGUAUCCGUGCAGCUCGAAGCCCUGGACAUCAUGGCUGACAUGCUCUGCAGACAGGGGGGCCUGUUGGUGAACUUCCACCCCUCCAUCCUGAACUGCCUGCUCCCCCAGCUGACCAGCCCUCGACUGGCUGUGAGGAAGAGGACCAUCAUCGCUCUAGGUCACCUCGUCAUGAGCUGUGGAAAUCUCGUCUUCGUGGAUCUCAUCGAGCACUUACUGUCUGAGCUCUCUCGCAACGACUCCAUGUCCACCACUCGCACUUACAUCCAGUGCAUCGCCGCCAUCAGCCGACAGGCCGGCCACAGAAUCGGCGAGUAUUUGGAGAAGAUCAUUCCACUGGUGGUGAAAUUCUGCAACAUUGAUGACGACGAACUGAGAGAGUACUGCAUACAAGCCUUCGAGUCCUUUGUUAGGAGAUGUCCAAAAGAAGUGUACCCUCAUGUCCCCACAAUAAUCAACAUCUGCCUGAAGUACUUGACUUAUGACCCCAACUACAACUAUGAUGAUGAGGAUGAAGAUGAGAAUGCUAUGGAUGCAGAUGGGGUGGAUGAGGACUAUCAAGGAAGCGAUGACGAAUACAGUGAUGACGAUGACAUGAGCUGGAAGGUGCGGCGGGCAGCAGCCAAGUGCCUGGACGCUGUGGUGAGCACCCGGCACGAGAUGCUACCCGAAUUCUACCGCACGGUUUCCCCAGCGCUUAUAGCGCGCUUUAAAGAACGAGAGGAGAAUGUGAAGGCUGACGUCUUCCACGCCUACCUGUCCCUGCUCAAGCAGACAAGGCCAGCCCAGAGCUGGCUCUGUGACCCUGAUGCUAUGGAGCAGGGAGAAACACCGCUCACAAUGCUUCAGAGCCAGGUGCCCAUGAUAGUGAAAGCUCUGCAUAAACAGAUGAAGGAGAAGAGUGUGAAGACAAGACAGUGCUGCUUCAACAUGCUGACAGAGCUGGUGAACGUGCUGCCUGGGGCUCUGACUCAGCACAUCCCCGUGCUCGUCCCAGGAAUUAUAUUCUCUCUAAAUGAUAAAUCAAGCUCCUCCAAUUUGAAGAUCGAUGCCCUGUCCUGUUUAUACGUGAUUCUCUGCAAUCAUCAGCCUCAAGUCUUCCAUCCCCAUGUCCAGGCCUUGGUGCCCCCUGUAGUGGCCUGUGUGGGAGAUCCUUUCUACAAGAUCACCUCUGAAGCACUUCUAGUCACUCAACAGUUAGUGAAGGUGAUCCGUCCUUUGGAUCAGACUGACGCCUUUGACGCGUCGCCCUACAUCACUGACCUGUUCGCCUGCACCAUCAAGCGUCUGAAGGCGGCCGACAUCGACCAGGAGGUGAAAGAGCGUGCCAUCUCCUGCAUGGGUCAGAUCAUCUGCAACCUGGGAGACAGUCUUGGCACUGACUUGCCAGGGACGCUGCACAUCUUUCUUGAGCGACUGAAGAAUGAGAUCACUCGGCUGACCACAGUGAAGGCACUGACUCUGAUCGCUGGCUCCCCACUGAAGAUUGAUCUGCGACCCAUCCUCGGCGAGGCUGUGCCCAUCCUGGCCUCCUUCCUCCGCAAGAACCAGCGAGCGCUGAAGCUCAGCACUUUGGCAGCACUGGACAUCCUUGUGAAGAACUACAGUGACAGUGUGACGCCAGCCAUGAUCGACGCUGUACUGGCAGAGCUGCCGCCACUGAUCAGCGAGAGCGACAUGCACGUCUCGCAGAUGGCCAUCAGCUUCCUGACCACACUGGCCCGUGUGCACCCUGACUCACUUUCCAAGAUCAGUGGCUCUAUCUUGGCAGAGCUGAUAGCACUGGUGCGCUCGCCGCUGCUACAGGGCGGUGCUCUCAGUGCCAUGCUGGAGUUUUUCCAGGCGCUGGUGGCCACCGGCACGGCCAGCCUGGGAUAUAUGGACCUAUUGCGGAUGCUGACCGGCCCUGUAUAUGCACAGAGUGCUGCCCUCACCCACAAGCAGUCCUACUACUCUAUCGCCAAGUGCGUCGCAGCGCUCACCCGGGCGUGCCCUAAAGAGGGCCCUGCCGUGGUGGGCCAGUUCAUCCAAGAUGUGAAGAACUCUCGUUCCACUGACUCCAUCCGCCUCCUAGCCCUGCUGUCCCUGGGUGAGGUGGGUCAUCACGUAGAUUUGAGUGGCCAGCCAGAGCUCAAAACGGUCAUCCUCGAUGCCUUCUCCUCAGCCAGUGAGGAGGUGAAAUCAGCUGCCUCGUACGCACUGGGCAGCAUCAGCGUUGGUAACCUGCCUGAGUACCUGCCCUUCGUGCUGCAGGAGAUUUCAGGCCAGCCCAAGCGUCAGUACCUGCUGCUGCACUCGCUUAAAGAAAUCAUCAGCUCUGCGUCUGUGGCCGGUCUCAAGCCGUAUGUGGAGAGUGUGUGGGCUCUGCUGCUUAAACACUGCGAGUGCACGGAGGAAGGCACCCGCAACGUUGUGGCCGAAUGUCUGGGGAAGCUCACCCUUAUAGACCCAGAGACGCUACUGCCCAGACUAAAGGGCUAUUUGUUAUCAGGAUCUUCGUAUGCCAGAAGCUCGGUAGUUACUGCUGUAAAGUUCACAAUUUCAGACCACCCACAGGCAAUUGAUCCCCUCCUGAAAAACUGCAUAGGUGAUUUUUUGAAAACGUUGGAAGACCCAGACCUCAAUGUGCGAAGGGUUGCUCUCGUUACAUUCAACUCUGCUGCCCAUAAUAAGCCCUCACUUAUCCGAGACCUCCUGGACACUGUUCUCCCUCACUUAUAUAAUGAGACUAAAGUGCGCAAAGAGCUGAUUAGAGAGGUUGAAAUGGGUCCGUUUAAACACACAGUAGACGACGGGCUGGACAUCAGGAAGGCUGCGUUUGAGUGUAUGUACACCCUUUUGGACAGCUGCCUCGAUAGACUUGACAUCUUUGAGUUUCUUAACCACGUUGAAGACGGACUUAAAGACCAUUACGACAUCAAGAUGCUGACAUUCCUGAUGCUAGCCAGACUGUCCACUUUGUGCCCUAGUGCUGUGUUGCAGAGGCUUGACAGACUGGUUGAGCCUCUCAGAGCUACAUGCACCACAAAGGUAAAGGCAAACUCUGUAAAGCAGGAGUUUGAGAAGCAGGACGAGCUGAAAAGGUCCGCCAUGCGGGCAGUAGUGGCCCUGCUGACCAUCCCUGAGGCAGAGAAGAGCCCCCUCAUGAGUGAAUUCCAGUCCCAGAUAAGCUCCAACCCCGAGCUGGCUGCCAUCUUCGACAGCAUCCAGAGGGACUCCUCUUCAGCCAACAUGGAGUCUAUGGACACCAGUUAAACUGCGCCACCAUGCCUGACACCUUCACUUACAACAAAAAGCUGCAAGAAAACCAAUUCUGGGGGACCCUUUUAUCGUUCCAUGCAUUGCACUGAAUCAAAUAUUGUAGGAGGAAAAGAAAUAUCAAGAAAAGCUUAAAAAAAAACUGAGAAAAGUAAAAAAAAAAAAAUAAAAAAAAAUCAUGGGAAAAAAUGAAAGGAAGACGUACAUUCUCGUAAGCUUCAGAGCUUAUCAUGUUCGUUUUUUUCAAUAGAGAAGAAAUUGCUUUGAUUGUUCAUCAGUCUUCGUUUUUCUCUCCCCACUCCCAGACCACCUCUUUUGUUUUCUUUUUUUCUUUUUUUUUCCGGGUUUAGUUCCAGUUUGAUGAUUCCAGAGGAUCCACAGGUACCUCCACACACAGACUUUUGAGCAUUGCUGAAUCGAGGCACUUGAACAGAUGGCAUAAAAAAAAAACAGACUGCACGAGCUUCUCCUUUUCUUCUUUUGUUGCGUUACCAGAGGAGAAGAAUUGUUCUCUGCAUUCUGGACUGCUGAGUUCUAUAGGAUUGAUGGCGAUAAAUGCUAACAUUCAGUCAGUUCAGAUGAUUUAAGGACCAUCUUUCUUUUGUUUUCUAUGUUACCAUAUUUCUUACCAGACCAGAUUUAAUGGCUGUUUUUGUACAAUUCGAAUGUCAUCUUGUGUCCCUCUCAUCCCCCGUCUAAAUGGUUGGUCGGACCUUGAAAGUUUCGACUGCGUUAGAAAUAUUCCAUUAAAGAAGCGCGGCCGUGUGUCUUGGACAAAUGAAACCUGGUUUGUUUACCCCCUUCCAUGACCUUAAAUGGCAGUUUAACAUUCCACCCAUUCGCAGAUUUACAUGGUGUAAACAGCAUGUAUUAGACAUUCAGUGACCUAAAAUACACUUGGUGUGCGCGUGUGUGUGUAAGAUUUUCUUUUUUGUUUCUUUUUCUUUUCUUUAUUUUUCACCUGAUGACAGUUCUGUUUGGCUCAACCAUAUAGAAGUGAAACCUGAAUCCAAUGUUAUGAGAAGUUGCUCUGUAUGGACGUGAAUUCCACACGUGAAUAAAAACAAUAAGAGUGGAGAAUAUUCUCUGAUCACA
This is a messenger RNA of Astyanax mexicanus (Mexican tetra), 5045 nucleotides long. It is a transcript of the gene cand1, whose product is annotated as cullin-associated and neddylation-dissociated 1. Gene Ontology annotation, cellular component: nucleus. Bases 255 to 3947 code for a protein of 1230 amino acids. The record is from RefSeq and is a predicted model, not a curated record. Gene Ontology annotation, biological process: SCF complex assembly; protein ubiquitination. Lineage: Eukaryota; Metazoa; Chordata; Actinopteri; Characiformes; Acestrorhamphidae. The transcript is spliced from 16 exons.